Molecule: messenger RNA, 1239 nt
Organism: Nicotiana tabacum (common tobacco)
Lineage: Eukaryota; Viridiplantae; Streptophyta; Magnoliopsida; Solanales; Solanaceae
Product: 14-3-3-like protein GF14 iota
Source: RefSeq, a predicted model, not a curated record
CUUCUUAACUCCCCAAAAAAAUUUCAUCUCUCUCUCAUUUGUAAACUUGAAAUAUUCUACUCUAUUUUAGUUUGGAAUUUCACCAUUUAACAAUCUCUAUCAUAUUCCUUUUCAUCCUAGCUUUUUCUUGAUUGUUAGAAUUGAAAAUGGCGUCCCAAAAAGAGAGAGAAACUCAUGUUUACAUGGCCAAACUCGCUGAACAAGCUGAGCGUUAUGAUGAAAUGGUUGAGAGUAUGAAGAAAGUUGCAAAACUUGAUGUGGAAUUGACAGUGGAAGAAAGGAACUUGCUUUCUGUUGGUUACAAGAAUGUCAUUGGAGCUCGAAGAGCUUCGUGGCGAAUUAUGUCUUCCAUUGAACAGAAAGAAGAAUCGAAAGGGAACGAGCACAAUGUCAAGCUGAUAAAAGGCUAUCGUCAAAAGGUUGAGGAAGAGCUCUCCAAGAUUUGCUCUGACAUUCUUGAAAUCAUUGACAAACACCUUAUUCCAUCUGCUGGUACCGGUGAAGCUACUGUCUUCUAUUACAAAAUGAAAGGUGACUAUUACCGUUAUCUUGCUGAGUUCAAGACUGAUUCUGAAAGGAAAGAGGCUGCUGAACAAUCAUUGAAGGGCUAUGAGGCUGCUACUGCCACUGCAAACACUGAUCUUUCUUCAACACAUCCGAUCCGGCUUGGUCUUGCUUUGAACUUCUCUGUUUUCUACUAUGAGAUCAUGAACUCCCCCGAAAGGGCUUGUCAUUUGGCUAAACAAGCUUUUGACGAGGCAAUAGCUGAGUUAGACACUUUAAGUGAAGAAUCAUACAAGGACAGUACCUUAAUCAUGCAGCUGUUGAGAGACAAUCUCACACUAUGGACCUCUGAUUUGCCUGAAGAUGGAGGUGAAGAGAAUGUGAAGGCUGAUGAACCAAAAGUUGCUGAACCAAAAUCUGCAGAUGCCAAAGCUGCUGAAACUGAAGAGCCAUCAAAAGCUAAGCAAUAGUCGAUACGCGCAAGAAAUUACAACAGAUUUGUUUUCCCAUCUUUGCAAGAUACAACUGCUUGCAUAAUUUUGCAAUGGCCUCAUCAGAAGAAGAUGCAAUUCAUUGAAUGAUCAGCUGCUGUUUUUAACUAGUUUUGAGACUUAUUCCUUGCUUUUUUUGUUGUUGAAUUACUCUUGUUGUUAAUUGUGGAAGAGUUACCAUCUAAACUGCGGGCAUGUUUUGUAUUAAUUAAUAUUUUUAUAAUGGAUUUGAGCCUUUUUUAUA